Messenger RNA from Plenodomus lingam JN3, 1053 nucleotides. RefSeq lists its product as uncharacterized. The record is from RefSeq and is a predicted model, not a curated record. Lineage: Eukaryota; Fungi; Ascomycota; Dothideomycetes; Pleosporales; Leptosphaeriaceae. Gene Ontology annotation, cellular component: nucleus.
AUGUCCACCAAGGACGCCCAUCUUUACGGCGCAAAAGCAAAAGGUCGCCUAAAGGGAAAAGAGAUAUCAAGCUCCAGUAGUCUCGCCUUCACUUCGACGCUCUCGAACCUCAUAAAAGCAUCAUCGUCCGACUCCAGCAAACCUGUCGCUGGCCGCUCACGAUCGCAAAAGGAAGACAUUUUCAAAACACACAAUAAGAACGUCAAGAAGCGCGCACUCAAAGAUCUAGAGGACUCGGACUCCACACAGAAACAUCGUGGGCGCACAGUCGAAGAGAAGGGCGAGGAUGAGGCCGUAUGGAAGCGCACCAAGCGGCGCAUGGAGGAGAAGGCGCGCUUGUACGACGCCCUGAAGCGCGGUGACAUUGAAGACGUCGACGACAAAUACGGCGUAGACUUUGAUGCAAAGUGGGCCGAGGCACAAGAAAAGGGCGAGAAAGCAGAGUCAUCGUCUUCUGAUUCAGAAGCGUCAGAAGAGGAAGAGCUGGUGGAAUACACGGACGAGUUUGGUCGCACACGAAAGGGAACACGUGCAGAGGCUGCUCGCGAAGAACGUCGAAAACGAACCCUUGCCGCUGACGAGCCUGAUCGUUUUACCGCACGCCCAGCCAUGCCGGCAACCAUCAUCUACGGCGAUACUGUGCAGACCAACGCUUUCAACCCCGACGAGACAAUUGCACAGCAAAUCGCGGAGCUGGCAGCCAAGCGCGACAAGGAGCUCACACCACCACCGGAACUGCAUUUUGACGGUAAAGCAGAGGUGAGACAGCGUGGCAUGGGCUUCUUCCACUUCUCCAAGGAUGAGGAGGAGCGGCGGGAGCAAAUGAGCAGGAUUGAAAAGGAGAGGGAGGAGACGGAACGUGCGAGGAAGGAACGGAAAGAGCAGAUUGAGAAGAGGAAGGAGAUGAUCAGGGAGAGGAAGAGGGCUAUACAGGAGAAGAGAAGUCAGGGAAAGGCGGAGAAAUUCUUGGAUGAGUUGGGCGCUGAGCUGUUCCAAGAGGAGGCUAAACCUGAAGGAGACGCAGUUGUUGAAGAUGAGAAGGGAAAGUUUUGA